Molecule: messenger RNA, 1191 nt
Organism: Talaromyces marneffei
Lineage: Eukaryota; Fungi; Ascomycota; Eurotiomycetes; Eurotiales; Trichocomaceae
Exons: 3
Coding region: 1-1191 (396 amino acids)
Biological process (GO): isoprenoid biosynthetic process
Molecular function (GO): prenyltransferase activity
Source: RefSeq, a predicted model, not a curated record
AUGACUUAUGAAGUCAAUCCCACUCUAAUCCCACAAUCGCUACAAUCCCCCACUGCCAUCCCUCCUCGAACAAGCUCCAACGGCGCCGUAAAUGGCAUCGCUUCGACCCCCCGACCAACUGCCCCGGGCUUAGGCUCUAUCUCCGAAAGUGAAUGGAUGUCGUCGUCGAGGCGGAAGUCGCUCACCACAACGAGCAAACACGGUCGUAAUCGAUCGAGUAUGGACUGGACAAAGACCAGAGAUAGUCUAUGGACACAGGAGAAAGAGAGUAUUAUUAUGGGCCCGUACGACUAUAUCUCGAAGCAACCAGGGAAGGAUAUCCGCAAACAGAUGAUUGCCGCAUUCAACGCGUGGUUGAAGGUACCUGAACAGAGCCUGGAGAUUAUCACCAGCGUCGUUGCUAUGUUGCAUAAUGCUUCAUUGCUCAUCGACGAUGUGGAGGACAACUCUGUUCUACGACGAGGUAUCCCGGUAGCGCACAAUAUUUUCGGCACAGCUCAGACUAUCAACUCAGCAAACUAUGUGUACUUCCUUGCUUUACAGGAAUUGCGCAAACUCAACAGCCCUGCAGCCAUAGAAAUCUACACCGAGGAGCUCUUGAAUCUACACAAAGGGCAGGGCAUGGACUUGUUUUGGAGAGACACCUUGACCUGCCCUACUGAAGAAGAGUAUCUUGAGAUGGUCGACAAUAAGACUGGAGGACUGUUCCGACUAGCUGUCAAGCUGAUGCAGGCGGAGAGUGAGGCCGGAAAAGACUGCGUCCCACUCGUCAACAUCCUCGGCCUCAUCUUCCAGAUUUGCGACGACUACCUCAAUCUGUCAGACAAAACAUACAACAAAAACAAAGGUCUUUGCGAAGAUCUGACGGAAGGAAAAUUCUCGUUCCCCAUCAUCCACAGCAUUCGCGCCGACCCAUCGAAUGUUCAAUUGAUCAACAUCUUGAAACAGAGGACCAAAGACGAAGAAGUGAAGCUAUACGCAGUCAACUACAUGGAAAGAACGGGUAGUUUUGCGUAUACCAAGAAAGUAGUUUCACAACUACGUGACAAGGCUUCGAAACUCAUUGAUGAAAUGGAUGGUAUUUCUGAAGGGACUGAAGCGGUGGAUGGUCCGCGAGACGGACGGUAUGUAAGGGAGAUUUUGGCGAAGAUUGUUGAAAUGACCCUCAAAGACAAAGAGAGGGAAGUUUAA